AUGCCAUAUGAGAAGGUUAAGCAUUACUCGGAUAUUCCAUUCUGUUCUGAAUGUAAUAGGGAUGAUUUCUACACUCAUUUCGACAUUCAAGAUUUAAUACUAAAGUGUGAAAAUUUUAAAAAUCAUAUUAUCAAAUGCCGUACUGUAGGAGUUUUGAAAAGUUGUAGUGGUAAAUUUUUUAUAUUCAGUAUAAAUCUGCCUAUGAGCAAUAGCAAUGAAGUUAAAAUAAGAGUCUCAAUGAAGUAUCUCAAGGCACCCCCUAAACCUACAUUCAUUCCAUACACUGUACAAAUAUUUGGAACCGUACAAUGGAAGCAAGAACCAAUAGUAUUUGCCAGUUUGGUGCAGGUCAUAAAUACAUCUAUGGCAAUAAGACUUAAAGAAACACUGACUUCUGUUACUAUGAUUCAUCUAGCUAAAGUCCCCCUUGAAGAAGAUGAGAUAGAUAAAACGGCAGAUGAGAAUAGC
Messenger RNA from Iphiclides podalirius (scarce swallowtail), 468 nucleotides. The record is from the annotation of a GenBank genome assembly. NCBI's taxonomy places the organism in Eukaryota, Metazoa, Arthropoda, Insecta, Lepidoptera, Papilionidae.